Hepatospora eriocheir is the source of this 393-nucleotide messenger RNA. The record is from the annotation of a GenBank genome assembly. NCBI's taxonomy places the organism in Eukaryota, Fungi, Microsporidia, Hepatosporidae.
AUGAAGCAAGCUACGGUAAUUUUUACAAAGCUUACAUUAGACUCUACAAUCCCCUGUAGACACUCUAAAGGUGCAGCAGGAUAUGAUUUGUACUGCAAUGAAGACAUUAAAUUACAACCAAGUGAUCACAUCUCAGUUAGUACCGGUAUUAAAUGUGAAAUUCCCUCACACUUAUUUGGAUUGGUUUUAGGAAGAUCUGGUGUUUCUUCUAAGAAUGGAGUUGAGAUUAUUGGUUAUAUUAAAAAUAAUGAAGAGAUUAAGAUAGAAAUUACUAAUUGUAGUAACAUGCUUUUUGAAACAAGUAAGAAUACUAGAAUAGCUCAAUUAGUGUUUCUUAAAAGAAAGAAUUUAGAGUUUGCUACUGAACAUAUGAAUAUGAUUGAUUUAGAAUAA